GUGUGUGUGUGUGUGUGUGUGUAAAGCCUAUCACUGCUCUAACUCUGCAGACUCUGAUCAGCAGCUGUGAGGAGGAGAAGACAAACCUUUUCUUCAAACUAUGGAUCAGGACUUGGUGAUCCCGGUGGCGGUGGCUGUUUCCGUGGUGGUGGUGACAGUGGUGAUCGUCCUGCUGCGAGGUUCAGCAGGAGAGAAGAAGCGGCAGCAGCCUGUUACUCUGCAGGAUCCUAUGGUCAAAUAUUCACUUCCCCUCGUAGAAAAACAGGAAAUCAGUCACGACACAAAGAAAUUUCGGUUCGGCCUUCCCUCUGCUGCUCAUAUCCUUGGACUGCCAGUAGGUCAGCACGUGUAUCUGUCGGCCAAGGUGAACGGCAGCCUGGUGGUCAGAGCCUACACUCCAGUGACCAGCGACGAGGACCAGGGACAUGUGGACCUGGUGGUGAAGGUUUACUACAAGAACACUCAUCCAUCGUUUCCAGAUGGAGGGAAAAUGUCUCAGCAGCUGGACAACAUGGCCGUCGGAGACAGAAUGGACUUCAGGGGACCCAGUGGACUGCUGGUGUACAAGGGAAAUGGUCAGUUUUCAAUCCGACCCGACAAGAAGUCAGAGCCCAAGGUUCGAAAGUUUCAACACGUUGGAAUGAUCGCCGGGGGAACAGGAAUCACUCCGAUGCUGCAGCUCAUUCGCAGGAUCGCAGCCGACCCCACUGAUGACACCAGGUGCUCCCUCAUAUUCGCCAACCAGACUGAGAAGGACAUCCUGCUGAGGGAGGAGCUGGAGGAGGUGAAGAAGAACCAUCCGGACAAAGUGCAGCUCUGGUUCACACUGGACAGACCUCCACAGGACUGGAGCUACAGUUCAGGGUUUGUGAGCCAUGACAUGAUUAAGGAGCACCUCCCUGCUCCGUCCUCCGAUGCCCUCAUCGUCCUGUGUGGUCCUCCACCGAUGAUACAGUACGCCUGUCUGCCCAACCUGGACAAACUCGGACACAAAACAGAAAACAUCUUUUCUUACUAGUCGUCUCAUUUCCUGCUUUGUUCCCUGUAACUGUUUGGUCACACAUCACUGUAUGAACUGUACUGACGGUCUAAUACAAACGAGUGUACUAUGUGUGACUGGUGCUCAUGACAAGAUUUUCUUUUAUUUCAGUGACACUACAACAACCACUUGCCUUUAAAAUCCCAAAGCUGUGAUAUGAUAUAAACUUUUAUUCACUUUUAAAAUCAAUUUCCAGACAAAAACCUGAUGGAUUUUUUUUUUGUAAGAUAAACAUGGAAUAAA
Molecule: messenger RNA, 1282 nt
Organism: Paralichthys olivaceus (Japanese flounder)
Lineage: Eukaryota; Metazoa; Chordata; Actinopteri; Pleuronectiformes; Paralichthyidae
Gene: cyb5r2
Product: cytochrome b5 reductase 2
Molecular function (GO): FAD binding; oxidoreductase activity
Source: RefSeq, a predicted model, not a curated record